AUGUUACGCUUACUAAAUAAAUCGAUUAUACGUCGGGGAAUUAGUGGUGUAAAUAAUGGGUCAUGGAUAUAUCCCACCAGGAAUUACUCUUUUGGACCCAGGUAUCCGUUGUCAACAGUAUUCAGAAGUAUUGAUAGACAACUGCAAGAAAUUGAACGACAGUUUGAUCGAGUUUUUUGGAAUUCACGCGACUGGUUUGAUAAUUUUCGACCUAUAAGAGUUCACGAACAUCCUUCACAAAUAGAAGCGUAUCGCGUUCUGAAUCCAAUCGUGGAAGAAGACGGCGUGAAAAAAUUCUUGUUGGAAUUGGAUGUUCGUCGAUUUAAACCAGACGAGGUUACUGUCAAGACUAAUGCCAAAGACAAUACCCUGACAGUUGAAGCAAAACACAAAGAUGACGAAACGAAGUUUGAAUAUUUGCGUAAAAUCACUUUGCCACAAGGAGUGAUUACUAAAGAUAUGACCUGCCACUUUACAUCGGAAGGAAUUUUGCAAAUCAAAGCACCAUAUAAUGCACCGGAAGAAGCUGUCUUCGCCGAUACGGAGAUUCCCGUAAAACAUGAAUAA
Molecule: messenger RNA, 567 nt
Organism: Brugia malayi
Lineage: Eukaryota; Metazoa; Nematoda; Chromadorea; Rhabditida; Onchocercidae
Product: Hsp20/alpha crystallin family protein
Exons: 4
Coding region: 1-567 (188 amino acids)
Biological process (GO): protein refolding; response to heat
Molecular function (GO): protein folding chaperone
Source: RefSeq, a predicted model, not a curated record